Trachemys scripta elegans is the source of this 3027-nucleotide messenger RNA. It is a transcript of the gene FANCE, whose product is annotated as FA complementation group E. The record is from RefSeq and is a predicted model, not a curated record. The transcript is spliced from 12 exons. Gene Ontology annotation, biological process: interstrand cross-link repair. Bases 257 to 1900 code for a protein of 547 amino acids. Gene Ontology annotation, cellular component: Fanconi anaemia nuclear complex. Lineage: Eukaryota; Metazoa; Chordata; Testudines; Emydidae.
AGCUGGGCCCUAACAGAGAUGGAGGCUGUGCAGAGCGGAUGCUGAAGCUGACUUUGCUUCCAAGGCCCCGGUAGGGGGGAAAUCAACCCCCUGGCAGCAGCUUCUCUCCGGGGCCUCCCUGGCGUGCUGAGUGGGGAAGCUGAAGGAUUCACACAGCAGGCUGCUAAAUCCAGAGUCAGUGCCUGAUGGUCAGCGCUAUAACGGAGGCUAAUAGGAGCCACAGGUACUCAGCGCCUUAGAGCAGUGGGCCGAUGAGAUGGAAGCUCCCCCAGCUCCCUGGCUGCAGAGGUUUGACAAGCCUUCCCGUCUCCUCCUCCACACGCUGACGUCCGGGCCGUGCGGGGCACUGGCUGCCUUCCGAGCCCUCCAGCGCAUCCGGGCCUGCGACGCGCCAGGGCAGGCGUUCCAUUGGCAGAUCUUCACCGAGACCUUGUGUGCUGAAGAGCCCGUGCUGCGGGGGCCCGAGAGGACCCUCACCCUGAGACCGAUACUGCUGCUGCUUCCCGUGCUGUGCCAGAGAAAUCUCUUCUCCCUGCUGCACAUGGUGCAGGGCAGUGUGCCGAAGGACUGCCUCAGCCAGCUGCUUCAGGCUACCAGGAAAGAUCCCAGCCCAGACCUCUGGGUGCAGGCCCUGCGGGAUCUACUUGAGAGGGGGCUGAGAGAAGAGAGGAGCUGUUGGACUCCACUUCCGCUGACAGACACGUGCCGGCAGCAGCUUAAAACUCUGUGCCAGAAGAUCGUGGGUGGCACUCAGAGCAAACCGGACUUGGAAAGGAAACAGAGUUGGUUCAUCCAGGAGCAUCCAGGCCCUGAACUCUGGCUGGCUGGGGAUGCGACCGACUCUGCAUCACAGCUUAGGAAACGCAAGCAAGUAGCUGAGGAAAGUCUGGACCCCGAGGGGGAGAGGCAGAGGAAAAGGUCCCGGUUGGAAGAGGAGGAGUUAGACCUGGAACCUCGGGCAGGAAGCACCUUUGUGAAAGGAGCUGGUGCUAGGGAAGAUGAGAUUGGUAUAGAGGUAUCUGGACGUGGGUCCAUUCAGAGCCAAACCAGGGGGGCCAAUGAAAAUGCCCAGCCGGAUGCCAUCAUGGAGACAAGAGAGGCCAGUCAGGGUUGCCAGCGGGACGCAGCAGCAAAAGUCCCUGAUUUUAUGCAGAUGCACGUGCCUAGACUUAAGAUGCUGCUAGAGAUGGAGUCAAAUCAAGCAGAUGGGACUGCCCCUCCCGAACUGCAGAUCCUGAACGAAUGCACCCCUGGCCAGCUGGAGGGACUGUGCUCAUUACUCCAGCUCUCACAGUAUCCGGAACGUGUCCUUGUGCAUUUCUGCACCUGGCUGCUCGCUCUCACGCCCGAGCUCAGCUACACUAACGCCGUGGUGCUGACGGAGCAGCUCUUCCUCCAGCGGGUUCUCUCGCUGGCCCAGCCGGCCUCCCGUCAUCUCAUGGCUGCGCUGACCUCGUUCUGCUCCAAGUAUGCUCGCCCAGUCUGCUGUGCCUUGAUCACUCCAGUCCUGCGGGCCUCGGGGGCAGGCCCUGAGCGGAUGAAGCUAGUGUGCGAGCUGAUAGAGGACAGCCUGGAGCCAGAGUAUGUGAGGCUGGUACUCAGCCAGGUCCUGGAGAUGCCGUGGUCAGAGGAGCUCAUCACUGUUGUGCAGACAUUACUGGGAAGGCAGGUGGAGCUGCCCCCUGAGCUCUUUAACCUCCUGGUCCUGAAACUGUGCCGGCUGGCCCAGGAGUUUGCUAAGUCAAUGAAUUACACCAAGCUGAUGAUGGCUGUGCUGACCAUAUACAGCAGCAAUAUUACUCCAGCCCAUCGGAGACAUUUGUCUGGUGCUCUGGAUCUCAACCACACAGCUCUCCGGAAAUCUCUGCAGGCUGCCCUGGAACAAAUGGCUCCCAGGUGAAGUUGCCCAUCCUAAUGGAACGGAGUGGUAUAAAUGUCUGCCUUCUCAGACUCCAGCCACCAAGGGUCUGUGCAUGGCCCUUCAUACACCAGUGACUGUGACAAGCCCCCUCUGGCACAGGAGGAGGACAGCUUCCAGAGCUAGAGUUAGAGCCAGCGUAACGGAGCCUUGGAGAACAGGUCGUGCCAAGUAGUGUCAGACUGGUGCCUGCAGAAUACGCCUGAAACAGAGACAUCUGUUGAGUGACUCUAAUGGGCAAACCUGAAAGCCCCUUCAACUAAAGAUUCUGUGUAUGGAAAAUCCCACAGCUGAGGAAGAUCUACAAUUCUAGGAGAACUCCCAGCGUAGCUCCCCUUAUUAAUACCCCACCUGCCCCAGGUACCCCUGCAUUCCCACUUGGGCUGUUUUCUUGCAUAAAAACCCUUCAGACAUGGGGGGGCUCACUCUGUAUUUUUGGAUCUCCCAACGUGGAGGGUUUUCCUGGCUAAUCUAGCUUAGAGUUGAGCAAACCUCUCUUUAGAGCUAGUGAAACUAGUUUGGAUAAUUAAAUAACUUGCUCUCCCCUAGAACGUAAACUGGACCUUCCUUGAGGUUCAAAGAUGACUUGGCCUUUUCACUUUCUCUUCCUGCGGCUGCCUCCACAUUCUCCUUGGAAGUGCAAAAAUAUCUGAUGAGGCCAGACUAUGAGCAAGUGGCUCUAAAAGUCUCUUCUCAUGAAACUUGCAGCAGAUGGUUUUGAUAAGCUUGUGAUCUCCGGGGUGUUUAUGUGACCUGGAGAUGUUAUUGGUUAUCCCAUAAGUACAGAUUAUAAAGCGAGGAAUUAAAUGCUCGGGGCCAGGGUUCUGAAGUGUCCGUUUCCCCCACUGCCCUCCGAAAAGGGCUUUAUCCCAUGUUAUCUCAGUAAAGGAGACACCUUGCCUCUGCGUGCCUUCAGGAUUCCAUCUUGUCCCUUGUGCUCACUCCCUUUGGGUUCAUUAAACAUCCCAAGUGCUAUUAUUUGCUCACGGAAGCAUUUGUACCCGUUGGGUCCAUCUAAAACCUGAAAGAAAAUACAUUUGUAUUCUUUCUACUUGUGGGUAUUGUCUUUUUUCCUUUGUCAAAGCAGUAUAAUAAAACAGAUCAUUUCA